AGACGUCCUUCCAUGCAGAUUGCAAAACAACAUUCAACAACACAUACAAUCAGUUAAGCAAACAAUCACUUGUCAUCAAUGGCAGCUUCGUUUCACCCCAAACUCUCAUUUCCCUUAUUCAUCUCCACAUUCUUGUUCUUUUCAUUAGCCCAAGCCGGCAAAAUAUCAAUCUACUGGGGACAGAACGGCAACGAAGGCACGCUGGCAGAAACUUGCGCCACUGGGAACUACGACUUUGUGAACUUAGCAUUCCUUGCAACAUUUGGCAACGGGCAGACUCCGAUGAUCAAUCUUGCUGGCCACUGCGACCCCACCGUCAAUGGCUGCACGGGUCUCAGCUCCGACAUCAACUCCUGCCAGGCCAAAGGCGUCAAAGUGAUGCUCUCGAUAGGGGGAGCUGCCGGGAGCUACUAUCUUGCGUCCACUCAGGACGCCAGGCAAGUCGCGACGUAUUUGUGGGACAAUUUCUUGGGUGGGAAAUCGUCGUCACGUCCACUAGGCAAUGCAGUUCUUGAUGGGAUCGACUUUGAUAUCGAGGGUGGAACCGAUCAGCAUUGGGAUGAUUUGGCUAGAUUUCUUUCUGCUUACAGCAAGAGGGGGAAGAAAGUGUACUUGAGUGCAGCUCCUCAGUGCCCUUUCCCUGAUGCCUGGAUUGGAGGUGCGCUUGAGACGGGCCUUUUCGACUACGUUUGGGUUCAAUUUUACAACAAUCCUCCGUGCCAGUACUCGUCUGGAAUGACGAAUCUUGAACAGGCCUGGAAGCAGUGGGGUUCUAUCAAGGCCAGGGAGAUUUUCCUGGGGCUGCCGGCUGCUCAGGCUGCUGCUGGAAGUGGCUUUAUUCCUGCGCAUGUUCUCACUUCAGAAGUGCUCCCGGCGAUCAAGGGUUCCAGCAAGUAUGGAGGUGUGAUGCUGUGGGAUAAGUACUAUGAUGAUCAGAGUGGAUACAGUGCUGCAAUCAAGAACAAUGUGUAAAAAUCUUCAGUUCCUUGUGUGUAUAUAUGCUGAUGGGAUGAAUGUGUGUUUGUGUUUGUGUUUGUGUGUGUGUGUGAUUCUGUUUUUUUUUUUGUUGGAUAGACGUGUGUGAAUCUCUUAUUCCUGCCUUGUAAUCAAUAUCCAUGUUAUUUUGAGAAAAUUUUGUUAUAUAAUACAUUUAUCGUGUAAUUGGUGU
Molecule: messenger RNA, 1168 nt
Organism: Sesamum indicum (sesame)
Lineage: Eukaryota; Viridiplantae; Streptophyta; Magnoliopsida; Lamiales; Pedaliaceae
Product: acidic endochitinase-like
Biological process (GO): carbohydrate metabolic process
Cellular component (GO): extracellular region
Molecular function (GO): chitinase activity
Source: RefSeq, a predicted model, not a curated record